Messenger RNA from Cydia pomonella (codling moth), 1316 nucleotides. It is a transcript of the gene BCL7-like, whose product is annotated as B-cell CLL/lymphoma 7 protein family member A. The transcript has 3 exons. The record is from RefSeq and is a predicted model, not a curated record. Lineage: Eukaryota; Metazoa; Arthropoda; Insecta; Lepidoptera; Tortricidae. The coding region runs from base 159 to 560 and encodes 133 amino acids.
UUACUCCCCUCCCUCCGCUAACCAUAAUGGCGAAAUUCGUGAAGUGAAGUCUUGUGCGGAUGAUUUUAAACGCCGUUGAAUUAAGAAACUUACUUUAAAUUUAUUUUAACUUAUAACUUAAUAAUUACAGUUUUAAAUUAUUACUAACUCUUAGUACAAUGUCUCGUUCAGUACGCGCCGAAACUAGAAACCGUGUUAAAGAUGACAUCAAAAGAGUCAUGCAAGCUGUUGAAAAAGUUCGCCAUUGGGAAAAGAAAUGGGUGACGAUAGGGGAAACAACCAUGAAAAUAUAUAAAUGGGUGCCGAUAUCAACAAACGAGCAGAAGAAGAAGCACGCGGCCAAGCGCGAUAACAAGGAAAACACGUUGACCCCCAAAAAGAUGCACGAUUCAUCCAACUCCAACUUUGGAAUGGCCGAGGAUUCUAACACCUGUUUCUCAACUGUGAGUGACUCCCAGGGCCCUACAGAGUUCACUUCAACACACAUGAACUUCUCCGAGGACUCCAACUCCCAAAGCAGUGGUACCACAACACCGGCGAAACGGUUAAAGACUGACUGAAGCAAGCUCAAGAAAUAAAAGCCUCACGGAGGCAAGGACUAUUGCAACUGGCUGGUGGAGUCUGGCUAACCAAAGUUGAACCAAGCAAAUUCAAUCCAGCAACACAUACAUUUUUACCAAUGGCCAUAUUGAUUUUGCUUGGUUCAACUUUUGUUAGUCAUACUCUAGUGAUGGCUAAGCAGUGCUAUUUGAUAUUAACAUUUACUUCUAUUGUUUUAAUGUCUGUGCUGUGAAUACUAUUUAUAUAAAUGCUGCCAUACUUGACACUUGUGAGCAACGCGAGCUUGCAGGCAGUUCGGCAGCUUAUUUUAAGUGCUAAGAGUUUUUUUAUUGUUGAUAUGCUUAGGCCAAUACUAGUUUACAGCUUAACAUUUUUAUUUGCAUUUUAACCGCAUUUUAUAUCAGUAGGGCUAAGAUGGCCAGCUCUUUAUCAUUUGUCACCAUGCCUGGCACAAUCUAACAAGUAUGUAAGUGCGAAAGUGUUGCAUGACAUGAUAGGUGAUAAAAUGCGACCAUGAUACCACUGCAGAAUUAGUUUACAGUACAUCAUUUAUCCCAGACAUAAAAAAAUUGUAUCUUUCACAUUUGCUAGAAGACAGACAAAUGUUUUAUGUUGCUUAUAAAUGGUAUGCUAUGGUGACUAGAAUAUGUACGAAUUAUUUGUAAAUAUCUGCCUAAAUUAUUGAGUAAAUCAUUGGUCUGUUUAAAAUAUAAAGCUGUUUUUAAAAAUUACAAGUCUCAUAUGUUAUAAUUUUU